Molecule: messenger RNA, 1293 nt
Organism: Hymenoscyphus albidus
Lineage: Eukaryota; Fungi; Ascomycota; Leotiomycetes; Helotiales; Helotiaceae
Source: the annotation of a GenBank genome assembly
AUGAAACCUGGAUCACAGCCUGAAAAGGGCGCCUCGCACUCUAGCAACAAUCCUUCACAGACAGAAGCAACAUCAUCUAGUUAUCCAGAAAGACAACAAGAUGAAGGGUCCCACAAACCUCCUCCAUACUCUGGCCCAGCCACUCCAGUACCAACCACAACCCAAACACUUGAGUCUCAACUAGCCCAACAAAAACAACCGCAGCACUCCACGGGUAUUCCCAAACUAGAUUACAGUCUUUAUAUACCUCAAACAUUCAUAUUAUCAGAGAACCAGACCACGAUAACGUCUCAUGAUAAACAACUGAAUACCCAAAGAACUUCCCUCCUGAGCCUCGUUCAACGUCUCUCUUCUGUACCUCCUAAGCCAGAAAUACGGAUUAUUGGAAAGAGUACGGGUGCAGAGAUUGUUGAUUUUGACUUGAGGCUUAAUAUGAUGAGACUAUUUGUUCCGGAUGAUGAGAGACAGAGGAUGAAUUAUAUCCACGUUAUGCCGCCUGGAGAAAAUGGGUGGAGAGGAAAGACGAAGAAAUCGACGGAGCCCGCUUUGGAAGGUUUAGAGAGUUGGGUAAAGAGGUAUUGUGAGGAUGAUACGGUUGCGAAAGAGUAUGUUUUCCAAUCCACUUGAUUCUUACUUUCUUAUGGUAAAUACUAAGGCCAAACUCAGAUUUGUCCUUGAACGAUGCAUGAUCAACUGGGAUACAUCACACCUCGAAGACCGUCUCUACCUUCUCUUCAGAAGCAUAGGCUACAACGGCCGGGUUUCCAUAAAGUUCCCCGCUACUCACACCAGAGUCAUAGUCUCCCCAGAAGAUAAGAGACCCCGCUUCAUCGCCAGCAUGACUAAAAUCUUCACCAACGGACCUCAUAGAUAUGAGAUUGUGAAAUCGGUGUGGCCCUAUGCAAAUGUUCCUAGAGGUAAAGAUGGCAGGCUAUGCGCAGUUCAAGAUGAAGAUGCUUGGUUUCAAGAGUGGAAGGGGGCUAUUGCUCAUGCUGCUUUGUGCAAGAUGAAGAAGGUUUGGGUUACGGUUGAGGAUCAGUUGGAGGUUUUGAUGACUUCUAGGAGAGGCAUUGCGGAUCAUAAACAGGGUGGUUUGGAGUGGGGUACUACCUCCUUGUCAGGCGAGUAUUAUAGUAGGCAUUACGGUAUGUAGUCUACUGGACUGGGGACUGAGGCUGUGAUGUCCAUAGCCGCAAUCAAAUAGUGAUAACAAUCCUUUCUGCGAAUUCGCAUAAUGUCUCUAUAUUAUAGAUAUUUUUAAGCGUAUGUAUUGUACAUAAAACAAUAUUUUUA